This is a messenger RNA of Hordeum vulgare subsp. vulgare (domesticated barley), 2036 nucleotides long. RefSeq lists its product as uncharacterized. The record is from RefSeq and is a predicted model, not a curated record. Bases 274 to 1764 code for a protein of 496 amino acids. The transcript has 16 exons. Lineage: Eukaryota; Viridiplantae; Streptophyta; Magnoliopsida; Poales; Poaceae.
GGAAGACGUAUUCCCAAGCCUCGCGUUCCUCUCGCCGGCUGGAGGAGCAAGAAGACAACAGCUUGGUGUGGAUGGAUCUGCAACCGUAAUGCGUUUCCACUCCUUCACCGCUCGCCAUAACUACUAAUCGAGGGAAGGGAGAGCAUCGAGCCGUUCCAGUUCGCGUCCUCGUCUUCGCCGCCAACCCCCUCUCCCUCCUCCUCCCCAAGAAGUGGUCAGCACAGCGGCGGCGGCUGUGUCGGCGUCUCUGUUUGCUCGGCAGGCGAGAAGGCAAUGCCCGCGGCGGGGCCGGGGCCGGGGACGGGGGCGGAGGCAAAGAUGGGGAAGGACAGGGACGUGGUGCGGCUGGAGCGCGAGUCGGUGAUCCCGGUCAUGAAGCCCAAGCUCAUCAUGAAGCUCGCCUACCUCAUUGAGCACGAAAACGACAGGGAAGAAUUCCUCAAGCUCUGCAAGAGGGUGGAGUACACCAUCAGAGCUUGGUAUCAUCUCCAGUUUGAUGAUAUGAUGGAGCUGUAUGCUCUCUUCGACCCUGUGCAGGGUGCCAAAAAACUGCAGCAGCAGAACUUCUCAUCCGAGGAAAUCGAUACACUCGAGCAGAACUUCCUGACCUAUUUCUUUCAGGUGAUGCAAAAAAGCAAUUUCAACAUAUUAUCUGAUGAUGAGGUUGAACUUGCUCAUUCUGGACAAUACCUAUUGAAUCUUCCAAUUAAAGUUGAUGAAGCAAAGUUAGAUAACAAACUUUUGUCAAAGUAUUUCAAGGAGCACCAUCAUGACAACCUACCUGAGUUCUGUGAUAAGUAUGUCAUAUUUCGGAGGGGCAUAGGACUGGACCGCACUAGCGAUUUUUUCUUCAUGGAGAAAGUGGAUAUGGUCAUAACUCGUACAUGGCGAUGGUUGUUACAGAAGACGAGACUGCAAAGGCUCUUCUUGAGAAAGAAGAAGGUCAAGCCAGUGAUAGAUUCCAAGAAAAAUGAUGAUCUAGUUGAUGAAGGGGAUGACAAGGAGCUAUACGUUGAACGUAUACGACUUGAAACAAUGAACUUGAGCCUGCGCAAUUUAAUUGGCAAGGUCACAAUUCAGGAGCCUACAUUUGAAGAGGUGAUUGUCUUGUACAGGAAGAAAAGCCCGAAGGGCCAGGAUGAUAGAGCAAUUCAGGUUAAACACUUCAAAAAUAUUCCGAUGGCAGAUAUGGAGUUGGUUCUGCCUGAGAAGAAAAACCCGAGCCUCACGCCAAUGGACUGGGUUCAGUUCAUUGUUUCUGUUGUUAUUGGGCUUGUUACACUCGUUGGUUCACUCGAAAUGCCUAAAGCUGAUUUCUGGGUUGUGAUUGCCAUCCUUUCUGCUCUGGCUGGAUAUUGUGCUAAGAUCUAUUUCUCGUUUCAACAGAACAUGGCAACCUAUCAAAACCUAAUCACUCAGUCAAUGUAUGACAAACAACUAGAUAGUGGGAAAGGCACACUUCUGCACCUCUGUGAUGAUGUGAUUCAGCAGGAAAUCAAGGAGGUCAUAAUUGCAUACUAUAUAUUGAUGGAAAAUGGAAAGGCUACUGUUGAGGAUCUUGAUUUGCAAUGCGAGGAGCUAAUCCAGGAAGAGUUUGGUUUGCAAUGCAAUUUUGAGGUGAUGGACGCUCUUCAGAAGUUAGAGAGAUUUGGUAUUGUUACAAGAGAUUCUAUUGGAAGAAUUGUUUGUGUUCCUCUAAAGCGGUCCAAUGAGAUCAUUGGUGCUACUACGGAGGAGCUGGUUAUGAAAGCCAGACAAAGCUAGUAAACUCAAUUUGAACCAGGGGGCUAGUAUAUCCUGGCUGGAAGCGGAAUAGUUCUCCUACAGAAGUUGAGGAGAGAGGAGAGACGCGGCUGUGAUUUGGUCGUAGAUUCUUCUGUAUUAUGUAGUAUUUGAAGUGCGGCGUGAGAACUAUUUUUACGUAGAUGUAUGGUGUAAGAAUUAAAAAUCCUCUUCUGGAACAAAUGUGGAGAGAUGUUCAAGGAACUGCUAUGUUUGCACAUUGAUUGAGUUAAUACAGAAAAGAAAUUCCCUGC